This is a messenger RNA of Paramisgurnus dabryanus, 7126 nucleotides long. RefSeq lists its product as uncharacterized. The record is from RefSeq and is a predicted model, not a curated record. Gene Ontology annotation, molecular function: extracellular matrix structural constituent. Lineage: Eukaryota; Metazoa; Chordata; Actinopteri; Cypriniformes; Cobitidae. Gene Ontology annotation, cellular component: extracellular matrix.
UCUACAUUGGCUACUGUUAGUCACUUUGUAGUCGCUGUGGUGAGAUCUAUAUUGCUUGUGAUCUAUAGCUGUACCAUGCAGUGUGCGUAUGGCACUUGCCAUCUUUGGGUCAUUUUUUUAGGUUCUGUGCUGUUUUAAUAUCACCUAGAGGUCCAAGACUGACCAGACCUGCUUCUGAAGUUCUUACGGACUGAACUGCCACACUGAAACCAUGCAAGAUACCGAAACUCUACUCCAACUUCUCUGCUGUGUCGUUAUCAUGCAUCAAUUUACCGUAGUAAUCGGUGACCCCACAACAGCUUAUAACAAAUGUCAAGAUCACCAAUCACUCUGUGUCCAAAAUACAACGAAACAGAAAGAAGAUCUGGGGACGGCUGCAAAUGUUGCCCAAAACAUCUCCACCUCACCUAACGUGGCGAAAAGAGAUAAUCAUGAUGUAGCUGUCGAGAUUGACACUGUAAACAGCAGUUAUCAGUGCCUUCAUAUGAUGUCACUUCCUGUUUCACCUGUUGAUUCAGCUGGGCAGCAGAGCAGCUUCACAGGUGGGGCUGUGUCAUCAGACCCUGAUCAGGGAAAUGAACAAACCUUUAUAAAACAAUCAUGUUUUUUUGAUGCCACGUAUAAAGCAACAUCCGAAUGGACCAAAUCUUCUGAUUCAGUUCAGACCACCAAAACAACUCAGUUGUUUGUUUUUCCAGAGACCACAGACAGACUUGACUCUGAACGGAAGUCUGAACCUGUCAUGAGUGUGAGAAAUACUGAUCUGACGGCCCGUACUUAUCAUGUUCCUGAGAUGAGUACUGAUGUCAGAUCAGAGGUCAAAGAUCAGACCUUCAAGGAACCAUUGCCGACAUCACAACUAUCUGUCUCUGAUUUAAGAUAUAGAACAGAACAUACUGUGACAAAUGUCCAUCCAACUCAUAACGUCUCACAGGAUGAAUCCACCGAGGGUUCAAUCUCACCGGCAAUAGGUUCGCCUCAGAACUGGACAGCCGUAACCAUGGAAACCAGCACCGGCAGCACCUCGGUCAAUAAAGCAUCAUCACAAGAAAAGCAAGCAGAAAUCAGAGCGACUCUGGGACACUCGACACUAAAGCCAACACAGCCCGUAGCAAUUACUCAGCAAAUGUUGUUUUAUCAGCCUGAGAGUCCAGGAGAUGAACGAGAGGAACUUGAUUCUGCACUGACAGAGAAAGAACAAAAGAUUAAUACAGAUGGUUCUCCACAGGUGAAACGAGAGGAUCCCAAAACUAUUCCUGAAACAAAAACACACAGAAGUGACAAAUCGGAGACUGUUUGUGGCCCUGCUGCAUGUCCAGAAAGUCCAAGCACUGAACCAGCCAAUCAGAUGCACGGAAGCAUCCACACAGAAGACCCUGUAGUACACAGACCAGGCUUAAGAGGACCACGGGGGUAUCCAGGCCUACGUGGGUUGCCAGGUCCUCCAGGUGUAAAAGGAGAUAAAGGUUACGCAGGAGUCAUGGGCCGAACGGGUCAUACGGGAUACAGAGGACCAAUCGGACCACCUGGCAUGCCUGCAAUUAUAGUGUGGCAAACAUCAGAGGAAGAAUGGAAAGCAUUCAAGAAAAAGAAGUACUACAAGAAACUUGUGUCAUUGUGGCCGAGAGUAAAGGGAUUGCGAGGGCCUCUGGGACUACCGGGAGAUCCAGGACCACCUGGACUUUCUGGAGUUCCAGGGAAACAGGGGAAGAAGGGAAAGCCAGGGAAAAUUGGAAGAAUUGGACCUGUUGGAAUGCCAGGCACACCCGGUAUGCCAGGCCAAGAGGGCACACAUGGGGAAAAUGGGGAGACGGGCCCACCAGGACCACCCGGGAUGAAUGGUCUGAAGGGUUAUGAAGGAGAAAAGGGAUUUAAAGGGGAGCUGGGUGAGUGGGGGGAACUUGGAGAACCAGGACCACAAGGAACCAAAGGAUUAAAAGGACAGAAGGGAAAUAAGGGGGAGAAGGGCCAAGCAGGAGUAACAGGGUAUACUGGACCACCUGGACCCACAGGAGCACGGGGUUUCAUAGGAGCAUCUGGUCCACGUGGAGAGCCGGGCGGACUUGGGUUCACUGGAUCACCAGGACCCCCAGGACGUAUGGGACCAAGAGGGUUAAAGGGAGUUCCGGGUGUCAAUGGACCGCCUGGACAACUUGGUGAAAUUGGACCUAAAGGACUCCCUGGCAAAACAGGAGAAGAAGGUCCCGAUGGUAUUGUUGGUGUUUUUGGACCUCCUGGAUCACAGGGCAAACCAGGGGGAGAUGGACCACCAGGUCCAAAAGGAGACCAUGGUGAUGUGGGAAUUGAAGGAGCCAUUGGAGAUCCAGGACCACCGGGCAUUAAAGGUUCCAGUGGAAAAGCAGGAAUACGUGGGCCCACAGGUGAUCCAGGUCUAACAGCACAUCGUGGAAGGAAAGGUGAUUUGGGCGAAAAGGGAGAUCGAGGUCCUCCAGGUUUACUGGGUGAACAGGGUUUCAGAGGAAGAGGAGGUCAGUCUGGUGUGCAGGGAGAGAUUGGCCCCAUUGGUCUUGUUGGUUUUGCAGGGCCCGUAGGCUAUGACGGAGCUAUUGGAGAUUCUGGAAGACAGGGACAAGAUGGACUUAAGGGAGAGAGAGGUCCUCCUGGUAUCCAUGGUGUUCCUGGACCACGAGGUGAUAAGGGUCGGAUUGGCCAAGGUGGAUUUUCUGGUUUUCCAGGACCUUUGGGCGAGAUGGGCAAAUCAGGAGAACAAGGACCCGAAGGAGAGCCCGGUAUAAAGGGUAGACUAGGGGUCCCAGGAGGAACUGGAUUUAAAGGUCAAAAGGGACUCCAGGGUGAUUCUGGGAAUCGAGGGCAGGAUGGGAUUGAUGGUGCACAUGGAGCUGUUGGACCACCAGGAUCAGAUGGAGAUAAAGGAGCUCAAGGACCCCAGGGAUUACAGGGAACGCCGGGUGUACCGGGAAUCCAAGGUCUUUUUGGAAAAAAUGGGGAAGUAGGGAGCCGAGGUCUGGCUGGCAAACCCGGAAAGCCCGGAAUCAAGGGUUUUAAAGGCACAGAGGGUUUGAAGGGGCUUCCUGGCAGUCCUGGAGAAAAUGGUAAAAAAGGCCCAGAUGGACCAAAAGGAAUGCCUGGUUUGCCAGGUUUGCGAGGAAUACCAGGCCAGAAGGGUUACCCUGGUCCCCUUGGCCUACAGGGAAACAUUGGCCAAUGGGGUCAGAUGGGACAGUGGGGGCCAGUCGGAGAACAAGGACCCCAAGGGCUCCCUGGGCCACAUGGAGUGCCAGGUUACCCUGGCAAAGAUGGACCACCUGGACCUUCUGGGCCACCAGGAGACAAAGGAAUUAAGGGAUUAAGAGGAUCUGUUGGAUCAGAAGGAGUUGCUGGUGUCGAUGGUGAGGAGGGCCCAUUGGGGGGAAUUGGGCCAAUCGGAGAAGCGGGAAUUAAAGGAUUGCAUGGUGAGAAGGGUAAAGCAGAAUCUCAUGGUGAUCAAGGCCCAAAGGGCUUCCAAGGAGAGAUGGGAAAUCUAGGAAAACCAGGACUAAAGGGACCAAUAGGAAGAGAUGGUUUAAGUGGCUCUCCGGGGCAUAAGGGAGACCCUGGAUCCCCUGGUGAAAAAGGUCAGUCGGGUGCCAGAGGUCGCUCGGGUUUGGCAGGAAGAUAUGGUCCGGGUGGGAACAUGGGUAAAUCUGGGGGAAAAGGCAACAAAGGUCUACAUGGACUUAUUGGUGAUGCAGGAACAAAUGGGCCUCAGGGUCCAAAUGGUGCUCCUGGAUUACCGGGUUUACCCGGAAAUAAAGGAGUUGUUGGACAAAUAGGACGAUUUGGGUCGAAAGGAGAGACUGGAGAUCAAGGGAAUUCAGGGACUCCUGGGAGGACAGGACUAGUUGGAGCUGCAGGUGUACGAGGAAUGAAGGGAGAGUCUGGAGUACGAGGCAAACCGGGGCCAUUGGGUCAUCCAGGAUCUGUGGGUCCUCAUGGAGUAAAGGGGAGACCAGGACCUUCUGGACCUCCAGGGGGAAAAGGAGACAAAGGUCAACAAGGACCAAAGGGAACAGACGGUUUUUCUGGAAGAAAAGGAAUUAAAGGUGUUGCAGGAAAGCCAGGACCUCAAGGCAAUAAAGGGAAACUUGGCAAUACUGGUCUCCGUGGAAAGCAAGGACGCAGUGGAACAGAUGGACUGCUGGGAGUUGUGGGAACUGAGGGAGAUCCAGGUGAUAUUGGAUUUAGAGGACCUCCGGGUAGAGCAGGUGAACUGGGUAUUGCUGGUGCCCCGGGAAUACCAGGUUUGCAAGGGAAGCAAGGACUUUCUGGACCAAAGGGCCUUAUAGGAUUGAAAGGUAAACCCGGACCCAAUGGGCCUGUAGGGCCAAAGGGACUUUUAGGACUUACAGGUGAAAAGGGAGAUGUUGGUCAGAAAGGACCACAGGGCUCUACUGGUAUCAUAGGAUUGCAAGGGCCUGUUGGUCCACCAGGAAACAAAGGAAAACAAGGCGCUCCAGGGCACAAGGGCCAACCUGGGCCCAAAGGCAUACAGGGUGAACCUGGUUCUCGUGGUCCUCCUGGUGGUCCAGGAUCCCAUGGUUUAUCUGGUCCUUCUGGAAAGAAGGGUUCAAAAGGUGUUAUGGGAUUACCAGGUAGAAAAGGCGUGAAAGGUCAGCGAGGACAACCUGGGACACCAGGCAUUGGCCAGAAGACACCAAGGGAACAUAUUCCACCAAGAGGAUCACAAAAUAAAGCAACAAUGUUCUCCAGAAAGCCUCGCUUUGAUGAGAAUGAUCAAGAGAAUGAGGAAGAUAGCAGUGCACACAGCUGGUCUCUGGGUACUAAAAACAACCCUGCGACAACCUGCAGAGAGCUGAGUCUCAUCCACCAUCCUCUGAAAGACGGUCAUUACUACAUUGAUCCUAACCAAGGAUGUCCAGCUGAUGCUCUGCGUGUCUUCUGUAAUUUUACCGCUGGUGGUGUUACCUGUGUGUCUCCUGUCCAGUCUAAUAUUUCAGGAAUAAGGCCGUCGGUGGACGGAUCUAAGAAGUGGUUUAGUGAACUUCAAAGAGGCUUUAGGUUUGAGUACAAGGAUCUAGAUGUAGUCCAACUGCGAUUUCUGGUCUUACACAGCAACUCAGCCACACAAAGCAUCAAGUUGUUGUGUCCCAAAGAUCACAGGAUCACCGCUGAACACGGUGGUCAAAUCAAGAAGAUGUUACACUUACGCGGAGACUCCAAUGAGGAAAUUGAUCCAUCCCACAUCAUCAUAUCAAAACAUGACUGUGAGGUAGUGAUGCAGGUGAGAACUGUGUGUAAUUCGGAGCUCCACAGGGGAGACAUGACACCUCUUCCAAUAAGAGAUGUUUCUGUAGAAGUCACAGGAGAGAACUGGGAGAAAGAUGUAAGCAUUGUUCUGGGACCUUUAUGCUUUUUAUAGUCUUUUUCCAUAAUAGACGACACUCAUAGAGCAAACAUGAGGAAUGUGCAUUGAAAUGAUUGUGUGUGUUUACAUUACGGUCAUGGAUAUCCUGAACAAACACAAUGUUCUUUAUGUUUAUUAUGGCAUUCUAAUAAAUUUGUUAUACAUUGAAAGUGGUUCACUCGUUUUGUGAAACGAGAAUGUCAGGUAUUUAGUCUUGUGUGUCAAUUGGUUGUAUUUAUGAUAUUCAUGUGUUAUUUGUGAACCUGUCUGUGAAAACCAGGGUAAAAUCUCCCUUAUAAUCUAAUUAUGAGAUUAGGAGCAUCAAAGUUUGAUUUCACAUUGGUUUCACAUAGGUUUCAAUCUUUGACAUGGCCUUACUCAGACUGUAGUAAAGAUAUCAUGAUUAUAUUUUACAGAAUGUUCUUUACAUUAUGUAGGAUGAGAAAACAGUAAAUCACAUAAAAAUUACCUUUGCUGGGUUUUUACACUGGAUCUCAGUUAUGCAAGAUUGUAUUGGAAUCGCAUACAAAAUAAUUUUUUUUUUUUUUGCAUAAUGUAUGUGUGUGUAUUGUGUGUCAUUUUUAUGUAUUUUUAACCACACACACAUUCAUGUAAUAAUUUUAGAUUUUUUUUUAUUUAUAUAUCACUUUUUACAUUUGUGUGGUGUGUGUGUGUGCGUGCGUGCGUGUGUGUGUGUGUGUGUACACACUCAUAUAUUAUGCCAAAAUCCCUUUUAUUUUGUAUCGAUUAAUCGCGAUUAAUCUUUGCCCAGCACUAAAGAUGUAUUUUUAGAUUUUUUUUAUUUAUACAUCACUUUUUACAUUUAUAUAUAAUAUAGAAUAUAUAUAAAUACAUACGUGUGUGUGUGUGUGUGUGUGUGUGUGUGUGUGUGUGUGUGUGUGUGUGUGUGUGUGUGUGUGUGUGUGUGUGUGUGUGUGUGUGUGUGUGUGUGUGUUGUGUAUUUAUAUAUACAUAAUAAUUACACACAGCACACAUUCAUAUAUUAUGGCAAAAUCCCUUUUAUUUUGUAUCGAUUAAUCGCGAUUAAUCUUUGCCCAGCACUAAAGCUGUAUUUUUAGAUUUUUUUUAUUUAUAUAUAACUUUUUACAUUUAUAUAUAAUAUAGAAUAAAUAUAAAUACAAACAUGAAUGUGUGUGUGUGUGUGCGUGCGUGCGUGCGUGCGUGUGUGUGUGUGUUUUGUGUAUUUAUAUAUACAUAAUAAUUACACACAGCACACACUCAUAUAUUAUGCCAAAAUCCCUUUUAUUUUGUAUCGAUUAAUCGCGAUUAAUCUUUGCCCAGCACUAAAGAUGUAUUUUUAGAUUUUUUUUUAUUUAUAUAUAACUUUUUACAUUUAUAUAUAAUAUAGAAUAAAUAUAAAUACAUACAUGAAUGUGUGUGUGUGUGCGUGCGUGCGUGCGUGCGUGUGUGUGUGUGUGAAUUUAUAUAUACAUAAUAAUUACACACAGCACACACUCCUAUAUUAUGCCAAAAUCACUUUUAUUUUGUAUCGAUUAAUCGCGAUUAAUCUUUGCCCAGCACUAAAGCUGUAUUUUUAAAAUGCUGUUUUUUUGGCAGUCUGCAAAAAUUCUUUUAAAAACAAAACUGAUAUAAAAUAUUAAAUGAGCAUUGGUAUUUUAUUUAUGUUUCACUAUUUUGUUUCUUCUAAGAAAUGUAUAAUGUAAAAAUACCCCUGUUGUAUUUUGCCACCUUUGUCAAUACUGCAAUAAACAAACCAUG